Molecule: messenger RNA, 1461 nt
Organism: Lutzomyia longipalpis
Lineage: Eukaryota; Metazoa; Arthropoda; Insecta; Diptera; Psychodidae
Product: lysophospholipase-like protein 1
Exons: 4
Coding region: 83-826 (247 amino acids)
Biological process (GO): protein depalmitoylation
Cellular component (GO): cytoplasm
Molecular function (GO): carboxylic ester hydrolase activity; palmitoyl-(protein) hydrolase activity
Source: RefSeq, a predicted model, not a curated record
CUUUUCUGUCAUUCUUCAUGUUCAUGUGAAAGACAACAAAUAAAAUAAAAUAUUUUGGAUACUUUCUUGUGAUUUAAAUUUCAUGGGAAAAUCUUUUGUGAGAGCCAUGAAUUUGAUACAGAAAACUUUUCUACCAACAGGAAAAUCACAUUCAGCCACUGUCAUCUUUUUUCACGGGUCAGGUGAUACCGGAAGUAAUUUAGUGGAGUGGAUACGCUUCCUAUUGGGGCAUGAUAUGACUUUUGGGCAUAUCAAGAUGAUUUUCCCAACAGCUCCCCUUCAGAAGUACACCCCAUUGGAUGGCGAGGAAUCCCAUGUUUGGUUUGACCGCAAAGCCAUUUCAAUUGAAGCCAAAGAGUGUCGUCUGUCGUUGGCAUCAAUUUAUGAGACUGUUGGUGAGCUGCUAAAGACUGAAAUUGAUGCUGGGAUUCCGGAAAGUCGAAUAAUUGUCGGGGGUUUCUCAAUGGGUGGUACCCUAGCAAUGCACACGGGCUUUCACAUUAAUCAAGCCCUAGCGGGUGUCUUUGUAAUAUCAUCCUUCCUCAAUCGAGGGUCAAUUGUAUACGAUUCCCUAGCAAAUCCUUCUUCCAAAACAGCUAAACAACUCCCACAAUUUCUUAUGUUUCACGGAGAAAGAGAUACUCUGGUACCUAUCAAAUGGGGCAUGGAGACAUUUAAUAAUCUUCAAGAUCUCAAUGUUAAAGGAAAUUUCGUACCUGUUCGGAAUACAAUGCAUGAGCUGAAGAAGUCAGAACUCCUUCAACUGCAAGAAUGGAUUUUGUCGGUUUUACCACCACUUGAGAGUGAUUUAACGAAUAAAUUGUAAUUAUAAAAUAUUCCCUAAUUCUUUCUCUUAACCCUUUCACGAAGAAUAUAGCACAAAUAUGGCACAAUUGAGAUUUUAUUUAUAAUUGUCAUAAUUUCUCUUACUUCCAUAAAUUUAGAAACUUAAGAAUAGCUCAAAAUAUCAAGCUUUAUCCUUUAACGGAUGAUCUAUACUUCACAGAGAAUAUUUAGCCAAAAUUAGAAUCAAUUCCAUUUUUUUUUCUUUAUCAUACUAUUAGAUAAAAAGAAUCAUUCUGAGUUGUGAAAGGGUUAAAAAAGAAAUUUCCCAAAAAGUAGAAAAAUUCUUUUCUGUCGUGAAAGUAUUCAAAAAACUUUUAUUUCAAAGAAUUUAAAAGAAUUGAGUUAGAUUCUUGCACAAAAUUUGAAGAAUAUUGUUUGAAAAAUGAUUUUUAUGAAGAAGUUGUAAAAGAAAUCCAUGGGCAAUAAUUAAUAAUUUUCUUAUCCUUAAUAGAUUAAUUUUUUUUAUUAAAUUUAGUGACUGGGUCUAAAUUCUAGACGUGAUAGAAAGUAGUAGAAUAGAAAGGGUGCUGUAGUAAAAAGUUUGGAUCGUUAAACUUGAAAAUAUUUUUGUAAUAAUUUUUAAUUGGGACAAAAUAAAGGAGUUUGUGCUUAAAA